AUGACACACACAUUUUUUGCUAAUAGUUGGUCUCGCUCCGUUCCGGCUUCCAAUCUCCCUUCAGCCGUUGUUAAGAGCAAUGAUCUGAGGACUUUUAAGGAGGCUAUGAAGUUUGAAGAUUGGAGGAAAUCUAUGAAAGAAGAAAUUCUAGCUUUAGAAGAUAACGAGAAGUGGACCUUGGAACAUCUUCCACCCAGAAAAAGAGCUCUUGGUAGUCAAUGGGUCUAUAAGACCAAAUUUUUGUCAAAUGAGGAUGCUGAUCGACUCAAAUCCAGUUUGGUGGUGUUUAGGAAUCAUCAGAAGGCAGGUGUUGAUUAUGAUGAAACUUUUGCUCCGGUUGCAAAAAUGACAACGGUUCGAAUUUUUCUUGCUAUUGCGGCUUCAAAAUUGGGAGUUUCAUCAAAUGGAUGUUCAUAA
Messenger RNA from Chenopodium quinoa (quinoa), 417 nucleotides. RefSeq lists its product as uncharacterized. Bases 1 to 417 code for a protein of 138 amino acids. The record is from RefSeq and is a predicted model, not a curated record. The transcript is spliced from 2 exons. Lineage: Eukaryota; Viridiplantae; Streptophyta; Magnoliopsida; Caryophyllales; Amaranthaceae.